Oncorhynchus mykiss (rainbow trout) is the source of this 10529-nucleotide messenger RNA. The record is from RefSeq and is a predicted model, not a curated record. NCBI's taxonomy places the organism in Eukaryota, Metazoa, Chordata, Actinopteri, Salmoniformes, Salmonidae.
UGAGGGCGGGUAGAGCGUGCGAACCCCAGCUCCGGACUGUGAGGGAGCGAGAAAAGUGAGACAAAAAAAGGAAAACGAGGGAAUUGCUCAGGACUCUCAAGCAUCCGAACAAAUCUGUCCUCCCAGUACUGCAGUUUCUGCCCAGUUUGAGCCAUCCAAUCUGCCUGUGUUACAGCUAAACUAAACACGACACUGACUAUCUUUUCGUGGGACCUGGCAUGCGCCACGGGACGCUACGUAAACUUUGUGCAGCAGUGGAGGCUAUCUGACAACGGACUGGAGUGACAGAGUGAAUAUACAGUUUGCCUAUUAAUUUACUAACUCGCAGUAGACGUGGAGGAAGAACGGGGAGACGGGUGGAUUAUUAUGCAACAAGUGGAAAGGUUAUGAAGAUGUGGUGCUGGGUUUUCCCCCUGGCGUUCCUGCUGUCCUCAGUGCACCAGGCUGAAGCCCAAGGCAGGUGUAAUAAUGUUGGACCAGCAGACAUAGUGUUCCUGAUAGAUGGCUCGUCCAGUAUCGGCAGGGCCAACUUCCUGCAGGUCAAGGGCUUCAUGGCCGGUAUCGUCAAGCCCUUCACCAGCUCCGUGGGCCAAUCAGGGAUCCGCUUCGGCGCUGUGCAGUACAGCGACACCUCAAGAGUGGAGUUCACCUUCACCACAUACCUGAAUGGCACAGAGCUGGUCAGCGCUGUGGAGAACCUCAACUAUAAGGGAGGCAACACUCGCACCGGUGCUGGCCUCAAAUUUGUCGCUGACAACUUCUUCAACCCCACCUCCAUCCGGAACGUCUCAAAGGUCUGUAUACUGAUCACAGAUGGGAAGUCUCAAGACAGUGUAAGCGACCCAGCUCAGAAGCUACGGAGUCUGGGAGUGGAGAUGUUUGCAGUGGGUAUAAAGAGUGCAGACCAGACUGAGUUGGCUCUGAUAGCCACUCCUCCUCAGAGAGACUACACAUUCUUUGUGGGGGACUUUAAGUUGCUUAACACACUGCUCUCCCUGGUGGGCCCGCGUGUUUGUUCCAGCUCUGGUGGAGUGUACGCUAGCGAUGAUGCCUUCUCCGGUCCCUCUAACCUCCAGUUCUCAAGCCAGACCUCUGAUUCGCUCAGGUUCCGGUGGACUCCCGCAGGGGGGCCUGUGACUGGCUAUGUGGUGCAGUACACGCCCCUCUCUGGCCUUGGCCAGCCAAUCACAGCGGAGCUGCGUCAGGAGACGGUGUUUGCAAAUCAGAGGAGCUUCGUGGCUAGAGAGCUGAAGUCAGGGACAGACUACCUGGUGACGGUCAUCGCCCAGUAUCCCAACAGUGUGGGAGAGCCUGUGUCCGCCAAGGCAAGAACCAACUCGCUACCGGGGGUGUCCGGUCUUCGUCUGGUCCAGGCUGGUUUCUUCUCUCUCUCUCUGACCUGGGACGCUCCCACCUCACAGUUCCAGGGCUACCGACUCACCUAUGGUCCCCGAGGUCAGCCCAAGGCCCAGCUAUUGGAGCAGUCUCUGGCUGCAGACUCUACUUCUGUCACCCUGGAGAGGCUACUGCCUGACACAGAAUACGUCCUCACCCUCUACCCGCUGUUCCCCCGAAACUCUGCCUCCCCCGCCACCCUCACCUCACGGACAUUGCGUCUAGAAGCGGCCCAGCAGCUGUCAGUGGAUACUGUGUCAGAGCGUAGUGUCCGGGUGUUGUGGAGAGGAGUGGGUGGAGCCAGGGCCUACAGACUGGUCUGGGGACCAUUCACCGGUCGUGAUGUGGAAUCUGUGGAAGUGGCUGGUGACAGUGAGACUCACACCCUGUUGAACCUGCAGCCAGACACUGAGUACAUUGUCACUGUCAUCGCUCUCUACGAAGGCAACACAGAGGGUCCUGGUGCUACCACCAGGUUCAAGAUAGAGAGUCUGGAGCAGCAGGUGCUGAGGGCAGCCACCACCGGGCCCUCCUCCAUCCGCCUCACCUGGAACCUAAUCCAGUCUGCCAGGGGAUACCGCCUGGAGUGGAGGCAGGGGGAAGGUGGCAGAAUGCAGAGUCAGUCAUUCUCCAGGAACACCACUAUUUAUGAUCUGUCAGGGCUGCAGCCCAGCACUGAGUAUGUCAUCACCUUGUUCACCCUGUAUGAGGGACGAGAAGAGGCCACCCCCGUCUCCACCUCUCCCACAGUGGAACAGCCGGUGGGGAGGGUGUCCAACCUGCGAGUGGUAGAGUACCUGGGCAGCACUGUGCGACUGGGAUGGACAGGGGUAGCCGGGGCAACACAGUACCGUAUCCUCAUGGUCAACACUGAAGCGCAAACAGAGGAAACCCGCAGUAUCCCUGGAAGCCAGACGACCCUUGACCUUAGGGGUCUGACAGAGGGCGUGUCUUAUGGGGUCAGCGUGACAGCUGUGGUGGGAGACAGCGAGGGGGACCCAGUCACUGUCUACAUCAAAUCAGAACAAGCAUUGGAGAGAGUGACAAACCUGCGUGUGACAAACACCAAUGGUCGGCGACUCCGAAUCGCCUGGACAGGGGUUUCCGGGGCGACAGGGUACAGGGUCACUUGGAGACAAGGCAACAAUGCGGAGCAGUCCCGUGUUCUGGGGCCAGAGGCCUCGUCCUACACGGUGGAGGGGCUGCAGCCAGACACAGCUGUGGUCCUGGGCGUGGCGGCUGUGAUUGGUCAACGUAUCGGGGAGGUGGUCACCCUCUCGGCCAGGACCAAUGGCAACAACGGCUCAAGCACGGUUAGCGGCCUGCGUAUCAUUGAUGUCACCUCUCAGAGGAUACGCAUCACAUGGUCACCAGUCUCCAGGGCAACUGGCUACAAGAUUACCUGGCGCAGUGGAAAUGGAGUGGAGUCCUCCCGCACGGUGGCCGCUGAUGUCACUUCCUUCACCAUCGACAGCCUUCAGGAAGACUCCUCCUACCGAGUCUCAGUCUCCUCACUGAUUGGGUCUCGGGAAGGAUACCCCACCUCCCUGAACACCAGAACAGAGUCAGACCAGUUGGUGGUGGGAACAGUGACUUCACUCAAAGCCCAAGAGUCCCGCGGUGAGGUCGUCAGAGUAACAUGGGUGGGCGUGCAGGGAGCGACAGCCUAUCGUGUGGCUUGGAAGCGAAUUGACGGUGGGGAGGAGAGGAGCCAGCUGGUAGGUGGUGACCGCACAGCGGUGGACCUGGAGCAGCUGGACCCAGGGGCUCAGUAUGAGGUGCAGGUCAUGGCCCUGGUUCAGAACAGAGAGGGAUCCCCAGUCUCUGUCAGAGUCACAACACCUGGGGAACCUGUUGCUGUGGACCGUGUGGAGGGGGUCAGGGUGCUGGAGGCUACCCCAAGGGUGCUGCGUCUGGUCUGGAGAGGAAUGGCUGGGGUCACAGGGUACCGUAUCUACUGGAGAUCAGCCCUGGGUGAGGCUGAAUCGAGCCGUCUGAUAGGUCGAGAUGCGACCUCGUUUGACCUGGAUGGUCUGCGGCCUGGGGUGAGCUACACAAUGAGGCUGGCUGCCAUCUUCAGGGACAGAGAGAGUCAAGCUGUCACUAUCACAGCCUCCACAGCUCCCCUACAGCCUGUAACAGGUCUGCGUGUGGCAGAGGUUACCCAGAAUUCUGUGUUGUUAGGCUGGGUUCCACUGACUGGUGCCACAGGAUAUAUCCUGCGCUGGAAAGAGGAGAGAGAUACUGGUCCGGGUCAAUCCACCACGCUGCCUGGGUCAUCCAGCUCCUACAGGGUGACAGGGCUACGUCUGGGUCUGAGAUACCGCUUCACCCUGCAGCCCAACUUCCAGAGGGAGGUGGGCCCUGAGACCUCAGUGGACGAACGCACUGUGUGUGUGGGUGGUCGUCUCGACGUGGUAUUCCUGGUUCCAGCUUCCAGGGACCGGGCCAGCCUGGCUGAUUCUCUGCUCUCCCUCCUGACCAGCGCUGCUGGCUCCCUCACCACCAUUGGAGAACGGGACUCACAGCUGGGGAUUGUAGUGUACAGCGCCCGACCCAAGGUCUGGUUCCUGCUAAAUCGCCAUAGCAACAGUGAGACGCUGCUUCAGGAGAUCCUGUCUACGCCUUUUGAGGAUGGCCCAGGGAAUGCUAUAGGCCAGGCAAUGACGUUCACCAGACAGUUCCUUCUCAGCCCCACAGCUGGUCGUAGACCCAGAGUCCCUGGUGCGGUGGUGAUCAUUGCAGAUGAAAAAUCCUCCGACAACAUCACUGUCCCAGCCAGUGUUGUCAAAGCCUCAGGAGUGACGGUGCUGGCGGUGGGUAUAGGUAGGGCGGACUCUGAGGAGCUGCGCCAGGCCGUGACAGAUGGCAGCACCCAGAACCUUCUAUAUGCCCGUGAUGCCACCCAGCUGGGCACCCUGCACGCCGACCUGGCUGACCUGCUGUGUGGCGUCGCCAGGAUACCAGAGGGAGUGGGGCCAGUGACAGAGCAGUGUACCGUACAGUGUCCUCGGGGUGACCGGGGGGAGCGAGGAGGAAAGGGAGAGAGUGGAAGAGACGGUGCUGACGGACGCAAAGGAGAGCCUGGUCGUGAUGGUUUGCCUGGCAGGGAGGGCCCCAGAGGGCCUGAGGGGCGACAGGGUCAGCCUGGCCGAAGUGAGGACCCCUCAGUGGGGGUCAGAGGGGAGAAGGGGGAGAGGGGGUUUCCUGGUCUGGAUGGGAAUCCAGGGUUGCCAGGGCGACCAGGGACCCCAGGCCCUGGAGGUGUGCCGGGUUCACAGGGGCUACCGGGUGUCAGAGGAGAUCCUGGUGAUCCUGGGGUUACAGGAACACCAGGGACAAAGGGUGACAGGGGCGACAGGGGUGAGCCAGGGUCAGCUGUUUCAGGAGGAGGUCUGCCCGGGAGGAAAGGGGAACCAGGGAUCCCAGGAAUACCAGGUACCCUAGGGCGUCCAGGGAAUGACGGGGCCAAGGGCUUUGUGGGACCUGCAGGGACCCCUGGACAGGAUGGUCGCCCAGGGAUACCAGGCACCCCCGGCCUCUCCAUUAAGGGAGACAAGGGCAGCACCGGAGAGAGGGGACCUCCAGGAGUGGGCAGUGGCUUGGCUGUGAAGGGGGAGAAGGGAUCACCGGGGUCUAAUGGAAACCCAGGAGCUCAGGGUCUCAGAGGAUCUACAGGACAACAAGGAGCCAAAGGAGACAAGGGGGAGAGUGCAGAGGGGUUGCCAGGACUGGCUGGGAAGGCAGGAGAGCCUGGUGAUCGGGGUCCCCGUGGGCCUGCUGGGAGCAUUGGACUCAAGGGGGACCGGGGCCAGCCAGGUGAGCCUGGAUCACAAGGUGACAGGGGGGAGAGAGGACUUGCUGGCUUGGCAGCGGAGAGGGGGGAGACUGGACAGCCAGGCUCUACAGGGGCUCCAGGCCUGAGGGGUUUGCCUGGCACCAGUGGAUUACCAGGAGAGAAGGGCAGUGAGGGCGCUAAAGGAGAACCUGGCCGGAGUGGGCCAGGAUUAGGUGGGAAGAAAGGUGAACAGGGUGAGCCGGGUCUGCCAGGUCCAGAGGGGCCCAGGGGCCAGAAGGGCGAUCCAGCCCAGAAAGGUGAAAAAGGUUCCCCAGGUACUGGCUCUCCUGGCCAGGCUGGAUCUAAAGGAGAGCAGGGGGAUCGGGGACUCUCUGGCUUAGCUGGAAGACUGGGGAUCAAGGGGGAUUCAGGUGAACCAGGAGAGAGAGGGGAGACAGGACGAGCCGGACCCGCAGGAAAGAAUGGCAUCCCUGGGAAAGAGGGAGCCAAAGGAGACAAGGGUGACGAAGGCACUCCCGGGGAGUCUGGACUCCCAGGGAAGGCAGGGGAGAGAGGACUAAGGGGCCUUGCGGGUCAGCCUGGACGAGCAGGAGAGAAGGGAGACCUGGGAGACCCUGGAGAGCAUGGACGUAAUGGCAGCCCAGGACCUAUUGGACCAAGAGGAGAGAAAGGAGUUGAGGGAGCUCAAGGCCGCCCAGGACCUCCAGGGAAGGUGGGCGAUACAGAGCAAAAGCUUAAAGGAGAAAGAGGAGAAAAGGGAGAUGCUGGUGACCCGGGAGAGCAUGGGGGCAAAGGUCAGAAGGGCGAGGCAGGGUCCUCAGGGGCUGCGGGGCUCCGGGGUCUCGAGGGACAGCGUGGACCUCCAGGGUCGAGAGGUGACACAGGAGAGAGAGGAGGCCCAGGAGAGAAGGGAGAGAGAGGUGCGUCUGGGCUGGAUGGACGCAAUGGUCUGGAUGGCAAACCAGGGGCACCAGGAACGGCCGGCCUGAGGGGAGACCCAGGGAAACUAGGGGAUCCAGGAAGAGAUGGGCUGCCAGGACUAAGAGGUGUACAGGGCCUCCCAGGUCCUAUUGGGCCCGCUGGAAAUCCAGGCACACCUGGCAAAGCAGGAGAAGAUGGAAAACCAGGGACUGCUGGGAAAAUGGGUGAGGAUGGAGUACCAGGGGAAGAUGGCAGAAAGGGUGACAAAGGAGAGGCUGGGGUUUCUGGAAGAGACGGCCGUGAUGGGCUGAAGGGGGACCGGGGCCUUGGCGGGCCUGCAGGGCCAACUGGUCUAUCUGGGCCCCAAGGGGUCCCUGGCACCAUCGGACCUCCAGGACAGGUGGUCUAUGCGAAGGGAGCUCCAACACCAUCUAUCCCUGGCCCUCAGGGGCCUCCAGGAAGCCCAGGUGUGCCUGGAAUCCCAGGGACCGCAGGAGCUAGAGGGGAGAGAGGAGCAGUGGGCAGUAAAGGUGAAAGGGGUGACCCAGGAGAGGACGGGCAACCGGGCAGGCCUGGAACAGCAGUGGAUGUGCAGAAGGCCCUCUCUAACCUUGGCAUUGAGAUGCAGGACCUGAAGGUGCUUGUGGAUAACGGGAAUGUGCCAGGCAAGAGUGUGCAGGAGAAGGCUGAGAAGGGCCAGAGAGGAGACAAGGGAGAGGCCGGGCAGAGAGGACCAGCAGGGAUAGAUGGUGCCCGCGGGCUGUCUGGGGAGAGGGGUGUGAAGGGAGAGCAGGGGGAACGGGGGCCUGUAGGGGCCACAGGACCCACAGGGAGGGCCAUUGGAGAGAAGGGCCCAGUAGGACCCACGGGACAGGCUGGAGAGCCAGGAAAACCUGGAAUACCUGGAGUACCAGGGAGAGCCGGAGAACUGGGAGAGGCUGGACGACCUGGAGAUAAGGGGGAGAGAGGAGAGAAGGGUGACAAAGGAGAGGCUGGGAAAAACGGGCUAGGUGGCUCAGUGGGCCCUCCUGGACCAAAGGGUGCUGCUGCAGUAGCGGGUGAAGCUGGACUCCCCGGAGCAAGGGGCCUCCCUGGGGUCACAGGGCCGAAGGGAGAGCCUGGCGCCUCAGGGCCACAGGGAUCCAAAGGCGACAGGGGUAUUGCAGGGCUCCGUGGAGAUAAAGGUGAUCGGGGUCCAUCUGGAGAACAGGGACGCGAUGGUUUUCAGGGGACAGCAGGAGAACCUGGCAAACCGGGACAGGAUGGGAAGCCGGGUCCACAAGGGCCAGCUGGUCCUCAAGGCCGCUCAGGAAACUCUGGAGAACCUGGAAUUAUAGGGCCAACUGGUCCGAUCGGUACCAAUGGACCUCCAGGUCCGUCAGGGGUAAAGGGUAAUCAAGGAGUGCCUGGGGUUGGCGUUCAGGGACUUCCUGGUCCCGAAGGCAACAUGGGAGUGCGUGGACCAGCAGGGCCUCCUGGAGCUGUGGGUCCAUCUGGGCCUCCAGGUCUACCAGGGCAGACAGGGGAGGGGGGCAAGCCAGGGGUCCCAGGAAGAGAUGGGAUACCUGGAAAAGAGGGAACACCAGGGUUGCCAGGGAAACAGGGUAUCGCUGGACCAAUGGGGUCCGCGGGGUUGAAGGGGGAGCAGGGGGACAGUGGCCCCCCAGGAAAGGCUGUAGCAGGACCCCCUGGUUUGAAAGGAGCACAGGGACCUCCUGGUGUGACCUUACCUGGGACAGUGGGAGAGAGCGGGCUGCCAGGGCUACGGGGUGAGAGGGGAGACAAGGGUCCUGCAGGCAUCAAAGGGGACCGGGGAGCUGCUGGUGAAAAUGGGGAGCCUGGAGAAGAUGGGGGCAGAGGACCAGCAGGGCCUAAAGGAGACAGGGGAGAGAGAGGCAUCGGACUGGCAGGGCCUCCUGGUCAGCUGGGACCUCAAGGGUUAAAUGGGGACACAGGUCUCCCGGGCCCAGCAGGCCCUCCAGGAGCCCAGGGCGUAGCAGGGACCCCUGGUCUGGCCGGCCUGAGAGGAGAGAACGGAACUCCAGGACCCCCAGGACCUCUAGGACCCAGGGGUAUCCAAGGCUUUACUGGUCAGACAGGGACUCCUGGAGCUCCUGGGCCACCCGGACCCCCUGGCUUAGCUGGUUCACCAGGCACUGUUGGAGGCAAAGGGGAUAAGGGAGCGAUUGGAGCGGGAGUACCUGGAUUGAGAGGCGAGAGAGGAGACCCAGGACCCAGGGGGGAGGAGGGUCGAGGUGGUCAGAACGGGGAGAGAGGACUAGCGGGCUCUCCAGGUGGCAAAGGAGGCAGGGGAGAUAAGGGUGAAUUGGGGCUGCAAGGUGGCAAAGGAGAAAAGGGUGAUACACUCCUGGUGGGAGGACCUCCAGGAGAGAAAGGAAAUAAAGGAGAGACGGGUGACCGAGGGCCCAAAGGGGUGCAGGGGGAGAAAGGCUUGAAAGGCAAUGACGGCCCAGCUGGGGAGCAGGGUCUGAGGGGUGAGCCAGGAGACAGGGGCUCUACAGGGUUCCAGGGAGCCAGAGGUCCAGGAGGACAGAAGGGAGAGGCGGGACAGCCUGGUGUACCUGGAGAAUCAGGUACCCCAGGAAAGGAUGGAAUGCCAGGCUUUAGAGGGGAUAAGGGAGACGUGGGAAUAACUGGAAUGCGUGGAAUUAAGGGCGACCGAGGAUCAAAGGGGGCUUGUGGAUCAGACGGACCGAAAGGAGAAAAGGGAGAUUCGGGGAUCCAUGGGAGGUCAGGGUUGCCUGGAAGGAAAGGCGAACAGGGAGACUUGGGGCCUCCAGGGGCCAUUGGAACUCCUGGCAAGGAGGGACUGAUCGGCCCCAAGGGUGACCGAGGCAUUGAUGGAGUACUAGGACCCAAAGGAACGCAGGGAGAGAAGGGCGAAAGGGGCCCCUCGGGUAUCCCUGGCCCUCCGGGCCCCACAGGAGUGGAUGGGGCCUCUGGACUGACAGGGCCUCAGGGGCCCGCUGGAGCUAAGGGCCCAGAAGGGCUCCAAGGACAGAAGGGGGAGAGGGGGCCUAUUGGUCCUGCCAAGAUUGGUCCACGUGGUAUCCCAGGUAUACCAGGAGAAAGAGGCGGGCAGGGGGAGUUGGGUCUAGAUGGAGCCAAGGGAGACAGAGGAGAGCCAGGCUUGACGGAGGAUGAGAUUCGUGCAUACGUCCGCACAGAGAUGAGCCAACACUGUGCUUGUGGAGGUAUUGUUGUGACAGAAACCCUGCCCAGCCCCAGGGUACGUCCUGCUCCAGAGCAACAGCUGGCCCGGAAGGGCAAGCAGGGCAAGGACGGGCGUGAGCUGCGUGUAGUGGUGAACACCAACGACCCCGACUACGAACACUUCUACUCUAUAGAGAGUUACGACGAACCCAUGGCCAUGGAGCAGAGCAUCCACCUGACUCCCACUGCCAAUCAGAGCCAUGGUGAGAGAGUCACUGUUGACCCUCUGAAAACAAAGAGGCCCAGGAGAGAGGUCAAAGGGGAAGCUCCAGUGGAUCCUUGUGUGUUGCCCAUAGAGGAGGGCAACUGUGGGAGAUUUACUCUGCGCUGGUACUUUAACAGCCAGGUCCAGGCCUGCCGACCCUUCAUCUACAGCGGCUGUGAGGGCAAUGCCAACCGGUUCCUCCAGCAGGAGACCUGUGAGGAGCGCUGCCUCGGGGAGGACAGAGGUGCUAUUCCUUUGAAGAAGGGGCGAUGAUGAACGGCAUGUCAUGACCACCUCUCCACCCUAAAGAAUGUCAACAAAUGGUUGUUUCAUAUUUAAAACUAUAAACAUUGGCAAGGUUUUGAAUAUAUAUAUAUAUAAAGCUUUGAUGGAUCUUGUCUCAUUGCCACAGGUCACAUUGUUGAUUUGCUUAUUUAUUUCAAGUACAUUUAUAUUACAUUAACUGCAGCCAAACGUUUAAAUCCCUCUCAGAAUGACAUCUAGCGAUUACAGCAGUACUGUAUUACUGGAAGACAAUGUUGUCCAAACAUUGACGCAACCUUACCACAGAAAGCAGGAUCUGCCUUUGGUGGAUGUACAGCUCAUGAGUUCCAAAUCUGUCCACUAAAGAACAGAGCUGUUCUGUAUGUAUGAAGAGGCACGCACAAUACGUUAUACAGUAUGUUAUAAUAUUUUGCCAAUGUGAUGUACAUAUAAAUGUAUAUUUGUAUUACCUGGGAAAAAGUGUUUUGUGUGUCCUAAUGAUUCAUGUUAAACUCUGCAUGUUUUUACCUGACAGAGGUAAGGUGCUAUUUUAAAAUGUAUAUUUGUAUUGCACUUUUCAUUUGUUGUUUUCAAAGAAAAACUAAAGUUCGUUUUUUUUCAUCAAGUUUAAUGUUCAAAUUGCAAAGGAACACACUCAUGUUGGCUUGACUACAUAUAUCAUUGUUUUAUUAAAUAUAUAAAUUAACCAGA